Grus americana (Whooping crane) is the source of this 6991-nucleotide messenger RNA. It is a transcript of the gene PPM1B, whose product is annotated as protein phosphatase, Mg2+/Mn2+ dependent 1B. The coding region runs from base 660 to 1931 and encodes 423 amino acids. NCBI's taxonomy places the organism in Eukaryota, Metazoa, Chordata, Aves, Gruiformes, Gruidae. Gene Ontology annotation, biological process: negative regulation of canonical NF-kappaB signal transduction; protein dephosphorylation; positive regulation of canonical NF-kappaB signal transduction. Gene Ontology annotation, cellular component: cytosol; nucleus. The record is from RefSeq and is a predicted model, not a curated record. Gene Ontology annotation, molecular function: magnesium ion binding; manganese ion binding; protein serine/threonine phosphatase activity. The transcript is spliced from 10 exons.
GCUCUGACGUGGGCGGUGGGGAGGGCGGGCCUAGCGGCGGCCUUUGGGACAGGGGCUCCCAACAUGUCCGCGCUGCUGGCGGCGCUCGGAGUGCGCGAGCGGGCGGCGACUGCGGCCGGCGGCGGCCAGAGCGGGGCGGCCCGCGCCUGAGGCUGAGCCAGGCUUCCCUACACCCGGGCCGGGCCCUGCCGGGCCGCCUGGGGCCCGGACGCCGGGGGACGCCGGUGCUCGUUCGCCGACAGACUCACAGGCUCUUCUGCUUUAUUCACCCCUAAUAUACAAGGAAGAGUCUCUAAAGUGAAUCUUUAUCAGAAGGACAAAGAUCUGGAAGAAAUUUGACUUUUGUACUGCAUUCAAGAUGACAAGUGAAGCAGUUCAGAUAGCCUCAAUGCAGACACCUGAAAAAGAUUCCAUGUGUCCAGGCAACGAUACUGGAGACUGCUGCCAGAAAAAAAGGAACUACCAAAAUAAAGCAGAUGUUGUGUCCUGUACUGUUAUCUCAAGGUUUUGCAAGUCAUUCUGUUAUGUGCUUCUUGGCAGCAGGAAUGUAAACUAAUUCUUUCAGCACUGAACUAGAACCUUGGCAAGGUUGCAAUUACAGUGAUGUAACAGGCUGAAAAAGGCACAACUCGUAAACUGUGCAAGUCAUGGACUAACUUAUGUUGGAAAGGACCUCUAGUGCUCAUCUAGCCCAACCCUUCUGUCUGACUUCCUCAGAUUUGUGUGUGAAUCAACAAGGCACCCUCAAUUAUAUUCAAUAUUGCAUAAACAUGGGUGCAUUUUUGGAUAAACCAAAAACUGAAAAACAUAAUGCUCAUGGUGCAGGGAAUGGCUUGCGUUAUGGCCUCAGCAGUAUGCAGGGAUGGAGAGUGGAAAUGGAAGAUGCUCACACAGCUGUUGUAGGUAUACCCCAUGGCUUAGAGGACUGGUCCUUUUUUGCUGUCUAUGAUGGUCACGCAGGAUCUCGUGUUGCAAAUUAUUGCUCCACGCACUUAUUAGAACACAUCACUAACAAUGAAGACUUUAGGGCGACAGAAAAACCUGGAUCUGCUCUUGAACCUUCAGUGGAAAACGUCAAGAGUGGAAUCAGAACUGGCUUUUUGAAAAUUGAUGAGUAUAUGCGCAAUUUCUCAGACCUCAGAAAUGGGAUGGACAGAAGUGGCUCAACAGCAGUGGGAGUUAUGAUUUCGCCUGAGCAUGUAUACUUUAUCAAUUGUGGUGAUUCACGUGCUGUUCUCUAUAGGAAUGGACAAGUCUGUUUUUCAACACAGGAUCACAAACCUUGCAACCCAAGGGAGAAGGAGCGAAUCCAGAAUGCAGGAGGCAGUGUAAUGAUUCAGCGUGUUAAUGGUUCAUUGGCAGUUUCUCGAGCUCUGGGGGACUAUGACUACAAAUGUGUUGACGGUAAAGGCCCGACAGAACAACUUGUUUCUCCAGAGCCUGAGGUUUGUGAAAUUUUAAGGGCAGAAGAAGAUGAGUUUAUCAUCUUGGCUUGUGAUGGAAUCUGGGAUGUAAUGAGCAAUGAAGAGCUCUGUGAAUUUGUUAAGUCUAGACUUGAAGUAUCAGAUGACCUGGAAAAAGUGUGCAAUUGGGUAGUGGACACUUGUUUACAUAAGGGGAGUCGUGAUAACAUGAGUAUUGUACUAGUUUGUUUUUCAAAUGCUCCUAAGGUCUCAGAUGAGGCGGUGAAAAAAGAUGCAGAGCUGGAUAAGUACUUGGAAUCACGGGUUGAAGAAAUUAUAGAAAAAUCGGGUGAAGAAGGAAUGCCUGAUCUUGCUCACGUUAUUCGUAUUUUAACUGCGGAGAAUAUCCCUAAUUUGCCACCAGGAGGUGGUUUAGCUGGCAAGCGUAAUAUUAUUGAAGCUGUGUAUAGUAGGCUGAAUCCACACAGAGAGAAUGAAGGGAUGGCUACAAGGUCCUCAGCCAGGUAGUCAUUACAAUGACUGGUGUUGGGGAGAUGUCAGCUUUUAAAUACUUUGAAAUGACCAAUUGUGUGCCUUGAAAUUGUGAGGAUGCAGUCUCACCACAAUUAUUACUGUGUUUCUUCCACUAUCUUCUCUUGGCUGCCUAUAUUUGGUUUAUUCUUUUAAGUUAGAAAGCUUGUGUAGGUGGAAGAGGCCACUAUUCUAUUAGAGUACAAAUAGAGAAGAAAUAUCUAACUUUUUUAUUGUUUAGGAUUUGUUCCUCUUUUUAGUUCAACAAUAAUACAAUAUACACUUUUCAUUUAACUUUCAACAAAUUGUGCAAUAAUACCCCAAAACAAGCUAGACAAAACUUUCCUCUUUUCAGCUUCUUUAGUCCUUCAGGAAACUCUGCACCUCUGUCAGCCUGCUACUGUUUUUCAUAUUUAGCCAUAAUUUUGUUCCUGCUUUUGGGGUAAAGUUAUUGGUGAAAGUGGUUUAUUUGAAGAUUAUGGCAUAGGUUUUAUAAGUUGGUUGGUCUUUUUAAGAAAAAAAAGUUUGUCAGUGGUAACUUUCUAGAAAUAUCAGAUGCCAUAGUUGCAUUUGUGAUCCGUCUUUCCUAAGCCCAAAUUUACUUUUCAGUUGCCAUGCAAGCUUGCUGAAAGUCCUGACAUACAGUACAGCAUUCUUUUGUGUAUUGGCUACUUCUGUGAAAAUCUUGUACGUCAUCCAUUAUAAUUUAAUAAAACAAGGUAACUGAAUUAAAUAAACAAGUUAUUUAUAAAAGAAUAUAGCCCUUCUUACGAUUAAUAGCUUUGACCCUUUAUUGCCACUAGAAUCCCUGGGCAGUUGUUUUGAGUCCUUUUAAUUUGGCUUCUUUAAUAUGAAGCGUGAGCAGUGCGCUCAAGUCUACCUUGUAAGCUUUACCUUCUGUUGGCAUUUAGUGCAAAUCUCGAUAAUGAUGUGAUUUAGAUACACCGGAUUAAAUUGUAGUUUGAUUGUGUGGUAAGAUGUCACUUGCCAGUCAGUACCUUUUCUUUCCAUCCGAAGUGAUUCUGAUGCAAAACAGUUUGAGAGGAGGAUGCACUAUAGAUGUGAUUCCUGUUUGCAUUUUCCUAGCAAGCAGGAAUUGUUGUCUUACUGUCCUUGAAGUGGAUGAAUGUAGUGGGCCUCAUCUCUGAGGUGAUGAAAACAUUACUUCCUUGCUAGCCUUACUCAGUGCCAGGUAUAUGGUGAUCUUAGUCUUUUGAACUGAAUACUUUAGUGCAUGAGUGGGGAAAAGGGAAGGAAGCUGUUCAAUUACUCAACAUCAGACUCUCCACAAUGUCUACACACUGUGAUAAUGUUGCUAAACAUCUCGCAUUAAAACAGGAAGCACAGGUACAAAGGAAACAUACAGUACAUCCCAAUGAUGAUAUUUCCAAGGGAAACCAAAAUCUAACUAAUAAUGCCCCUGUUGCAAACUAGUAUGAAGCAAGAGUGGGUCUUCAUACUAAAAAUUACGAGCUGCAGGCAUAAAUGCUGAGUCUGCAGAGCAUUGAAGGUGCACUGACUUGCACUUGAGAAUCUUUCCCUGUGUGUAGCUAACAGUGAACACGUGGCUGUUAGCGCGUGGGUGUAGUGCCGAAUGCUGCUGGUACUAACUAGACAGUCUGCCUGUGACAGUCAUCUUUGUCUGAUGAUUUUAUAUAAGGCUAGAACCAUUUUUCUACCUUGACAAAAAAAAUGUAAUUAAUUAGUGUAAAAAUACUAAUAAUGAGUAAAAAAAUUAAAAACACAAAACCUCCACAAAAACAACCAAAACCAACCAGAUUAACUUUUGCACUUGAGAGCAUGACUUCCUUCUCAAGACUAUACUUUUUAGCAUUGAACAACUUUAGCUCCCCUGGCUUACUGUGAACUGGAUCAUAAUAGCUUUGCAAAUAAAUUCUUAGAAAGUAUGUAAAUCAAAACCAAGGUGGUAUCUUUUUCUAGAUUAACUUCAUUUUUAUUCAGCACUGCACAGAUUCCAGUUAGUGUUGUGUUUAGAAUUUUUUUUGUCAUCUGAGCUAGUGAUUGUGGAAUAACUUCUUCCAGUUCUUCACACGUGCAUCUUCUGAGAAUCUUUAACAUAUAGCCUAAGUAAGGAUAUGUUGUGUAGAGUGAGAAACUGAGGAGUGAAAGAAUUCUUACUACAGCAGUAUUCAGAGAUCACUAGUGUGGCUUCAGGGUAUAGCAGUCAUAAGUUGGUUUUUUAGGAAUCUCAGCAGAGUGCAAGUAUUUUGUAAAUCCAGGGCUGGAGAGAGCCCUGCGUUGGGCUCACAAAGAGCAACUUUGCCAGUGUUUCAGCAGAGGGACUUUUGCUAUAAAUGUGGUGGCUUGUGCCUUUAAAGGUGUGAGUGAAAUCAUAGAAAUCUGUUGUCUGCUGGGACUUGGUAGUUUCAGAUCUUUAAAGGGAUUUUAAAAGAACUUCUUCAUAGCUAAAUAAUUGUUACCACUGUAAUGUCACAAUACCACCAAGUCAGUGUUCUAUUUACCAUGUUAAAGUAUUACUCUUUCUCUAAUGGCUCUGUUUCUUCGACUAUUUUUUAAUGUGCUCCUACGAGUACGAGGCUACUAUCCAAUUAGGCUACUUGGGUGUAUACUUAAACAUAAGGAACAAUGUUAAAAUUACAGUGGCUGUGUUAAUAGUUUCAGUGGUAUUUGUUUGAAGCUGCAUUUGAGUAUCUUGCUUGAAACCAAUCAUGCUUCUCUCUUGCUUUUACUAAUGUUAUACUGUGGCACUUUGCUGUAUCAAAUCAUAUGUCAUUAAGGGCUGCCACAGAUAAUUUUAACAAUGUAAAUGGACAAAACUCUUACACCCUUAAACACUGUAAAUCCUGUAGUAGCCCUUUUUAUAUACAUAAUUUAACAGAGCAGAACUUGCGUAAAAAUUGUGAAUGCUUAUGUUAAAUAUAGCUAGCAAAAAUGUAUUCUUGUUUUUUGGUCAGUAACACUAAGUUGAAUUAGAACAUGAAGGAAGCCAAAUGCUAACUUGCGCAAUAAUGACCAUUUUCAGGCACCUGUUCUAGUCACGCAUCAUUAGAGAGAAAUCUGUAUUAUAGUGUAUAGUAUAUAGAAGAGGCAGUUUCUGUCCUACUGUUUGUGGGGUUUCUUGUCUGCUAGCACUGAGGGAGAUGAGGGAUACACAAAAUAGCCUGCCAUCAAACUGGGUGCAAAGCAGGAUGUGAGUUUGAAUACCAAACACUGACAGCACUGUUGCUUCAACUCCUGCUAGCAUUUGAAUUGUUUAGGGGUCUCAGAACUGCUAUUAUAUUGCUUAUUGCUUUUAGUCUUCAGUGUGGCAUGGGAGCAAAAGUAUUCACUUCAACCUGCCAAAAGAAUUUUUGAAGACUUGAAUAUUGUGAAAUGUGGAGAUUCAGGGUGUAUAUUUGCUAAUGUCAACCUCAGAGCAACACUAAUGGGCUGGAGGAACUAUGGAAUUUAGAUGUUCUCUGAACUUUAAGAAACUGGAAUUCUUCAGUUGUGCUGCCUUGUUUAAUAUUAGCUAGAUAAAUACAGAUAGUAUUUUUUGUCAAAGCCUAAGAAAUAGGAUACAUCUGUAGCCUCAUCUUGAUGCCCUGAGUUUUCCCUGACUUUUUUUUAAUGCCUCAUGAGCACAGUCCCGCUUCAUCAUUAAAACUGCCUCCUUUAACUUGCUUCUCCUCACUGGGCUCUUGAAGAGCUAUCUGAAUAUGAAAAUGCUAGUACAUGGGAGUCAAAACAUCUCAAACUAAGACCAGCAAACCACAGUGGAAGUAUGUCUCUAUGCAACAAAUUAAGCUUAGAGGGAUAGCAUUAUAUGCACUAACAUUCAUUUUUGUGCUAAAAUUGUCCCCUUUUUGACUUAGACUAUACUAAUGAGUCUUGGAGCUUCUAUUCCAGGAAUAUUACAGCAUCCAAAACCCUACUGAACCCAAGAUAUUGUCUUAAUGCUGCUAUUAAGCUUGUAAAUGAGUGACUGCAAUACUUGUAGUUUAUGAAGCUUUUGGACUAGAUGACAAUAAAAUGAAGUCAGCAUGAGAAAAAGGCAGUCUGGAUUUUGCCUCUAAUGUAUUGCAAAACCUGCCAGCUUCCAGAGAUUCAGUUCCAUUUGUCUAGCUUGAUAACUUGCUAGAUAUUAAUAAUUUAAAAUGUGCUAUUCCCUUAAAGCAACAGUACUGCUUUAGCACUUAGAAAGUUAAAAUAUCUAGUAUCAGUCUCAGCACUGUAAUAGGUGUGCAAGUCUGUCACAAAAAAAACACCCAAUUUUUCUCAACUGAAUGCAUGUAGCCAGAUAGGUGGCUUGCAGAUGAGACCUCCAUUCCUUGAUCAGUGCUUACUACUCAGGUUUUGUGCUGUAGGUUGCUAGAUUUUAAUUUGAAUUAGGUGUUAUACCUGUUAAUUUUUCUAGCCAAUAUGCACAUCUGCCAAAAAUAGUGUCUUCUGUUGUUCAGCCACCACCGCUCCUGGUGCUGAUAGGUAGCUGCACAUUUCUUUCAUGGCAGCAUCAUGCAUGCAAAGAUUAGUCUUUAAUGUAGAGGGAUUGUUUCCUAAAACAUUUGAGUGCUUAUUUUGAUGUGAUGCUUCAACUAAACUGCUAGUACUAGUUAUCUGUUCUCUUUAGUAAGUUUUUCAUGGGACUUUGUUGCUAUUGGCUGUGCAGAAAUUCACAAUUAAAGAUAUUGACCUGAUGGCUAAAGAAGCUUACGUUUUUGCAUAUUUGUCAUUGACAACUGACCACGGUUGUGGGGGAAUAUCGACUAUAUUCAUCAAAAGCCAAUUUGAACCAAGGUGGAGUUAAUUGGAGGAGGUACCAUGUUGAAACUGUCUGGCUCAAAAUAAAUUGAAAUUAUUAAAAAUGCUGUUGCAAUAGGUGUUAUUUGUUAAAUUAUUAUGUUGCAUAAAAUAGGACAGUAUCAGCCAUGUUUGUCUAAGAUGUGUGUUGCUAAUAAGGUGGGUUAGAUUCAAACAGAGCAAAGCUGAUGUUUUUCAUUCAGAAAAAAUGUGUUGUUUCUUUUUCUUUUUUUUUUAAAUGUCGUUAGAAAAUAUCCUAGUUUAACUCCUGAUUUUUUUGGGGUCUUGAAUCUUAA